AUGAUCAAUGGUAGUCCAAAUAACAUAAGUGACAACAAAAACGAAAGCAAGAAUAACAGUAACCAUCAUGAUGAAGGAGAUCAGCAAGAAGCAUUGGAUGCAAGAAUCUACUUUCCGCCACUUCUUCUCAUCGAUGCUUAUCCUCAGACGACGACGACAACUGCUGAAGACAAUCAUAAUAAUAUCAUUCAGAACAAUGGGACUAUCAGUGGCUUGCACCAAGCUUGCCAACUGGCCGUAGAAACCAAACGACCUCUUCAUUUGACAACGUCAAUUGUGAGGUUGGAAGAGACUGUGGUGUUGCGAAAACAAGAAACGUUGACUAUCAUUGGAGAUUAUGAUGAGUCUACGACAAUAACAACAUCGACAACAUCACCGAAUGUGACAAUUCAGGGCGACUUGCACUCCCUCUUUGUCCUCAACAACUUUUCGCAACUUACACUGAGGCACAUUCAACUAAAGCAUACAUUGGAACCAUCAUUAUCCAAUAAUGGUGGUGAUCAUCGACAAGUGGGGGCUGCCGUCAAUUUGCGAAAGAAGUCUAGUCUGGACAUGCAAGACGGAAGUUUGCACAGCACUUGCGGCUUUUGCUUGUGGAUCGUUCAAAAAUCGCGUGUCACUCUGCGGAAUUGCGAAUUGCACGCUACCUUGCGAUCCCCAUUGGUGUGUUUUGGACAACCCAUUGUGAAUUUAUACCAUUGUCAAAUUGUCGAUGCGGGCGUUCAUGGUCUAUGUGCCCGUGGGGAAUCUCAAUUGCAGUUGGAGGAUUGUAACAUUUGUAACAGUGCCAGUCGAGCCAUUUAUGCCUACGCCCAAGCGUCCGUGACGUUGACGAGAACACAAAUUUCUGGAACCUUGCGACAAGACAAGGCAGCCAUUGAAGUGUCGGCCGCCAUGGGAGGGGGAAGUGAUGAUGACACUAAUAAUACUACGAAGAACGACCAGCACAAUAAUGCACCCAUCAAGGCAUCCAAAAAAGGCAAGAGUGGUCACCUCAAGGUACCGCCGAAAUCUACACUCAUCAUGAACGAUUGUAAAGUAUAUGAUAAUCAAGGCAUUGGGGUAUUGAUUCGAGGAGAUGUGGAUUGUAAGCUUGUCAAUAUGGAAUGGAGUAACAAUGGAAAGGGUGAUUUUGUGGAAACGACAGCCUUGCAAGAUGACAAUGAUGAGCAAGAUGGUGAAAGCAAUCAAACGACACAAAACAACCAGACAGGAACCACCAAGUCAUCAUCAGAGACUGAUACUCCAAGCAGCACACUGCCCACUAGAUUGCCUCCCACCACCAUUUUGGGUCUAAAACGAGAUCCAUCCGGAUCCUCGUCCUUUCGACAGGGCGAUUGGUGGUGCCCCAAGUGCUAUCAAAAUUAUUAUGACAAUUGUCAAGCAAUAUCCAAUCCUGUAAUCGUCAUGGCGGGGACUGGCAAGUGUCCCUCUUGUGGAUACGAAAAAAAUGACAACAAGGACACGGUCGAAAAGUACCAACAAGAAGACUACUAUAAUGGAUUGACCAUACCCGAAAUUUCAGGUCUGAAUCGGGGUCAAGCCAUACCCAUUCGGCAGAGUCUAAUCAGCCGAUAUCGAGUGGAAACUAGUAGUGUUAGGCAUCAAUGGAUGUUUGAUGGUGAUGACAAGGGAUGGAUACCGUACGAUGAAACCAGUAAUGACUUGCUGGAAGAUGCCUUUCAAAAGAAAAAUGUCUUGCUAGAAGGCAACCACCUGGCACAACAAGAUGAGCCAACAUCUGACGAUCAUGACCACGAUGAUAAAGACGAUGAUGACGAUGACGACUAUGUUUUGGAAAAAGCCAAACGACAUGCUGCCGGUUUGCUAGUGACAGUAAGUAAUGGGAGGUACCAAGUUGACCUUGAAAAGAUGGAACAAAUCAAUGUGGAAAGUCAAAUGCUACGAUUUGUCAAACGAGUGCCAGUGCCUGUUCAUCAAUCAAAGUGA
Molecule: messenger RNA, 1950 nt
Organism: Cylindrotheca closterium
Lineage: Eukaryota; Bacillariophyta; Bacillariophyceae; Bacillariales; Bacillariaceae
Source: the annotation of a GenBank genome assembly